Messenger RNA from Owenia fusiformis, 340 nucleotides. Lineage: Eukaryota; Metazoa; Annelida; Polychaeta; Sabellida; Oweniidae. The record is from the annotation of a GenBank genome assembly.
ACCAUACCUUGUCACACCACACCUUAUCAUACCAUACCUUGUCACACCACACCUUUUCAUACCAUACCUUGUCACACCACACCUUUUCAUACCAUACCUUGUCACACCACACCUUUUCAUACCAUACCUUGUCACACCACACCUUUUCAUACCAUACCUUGUCACACCACACCUUGUCACACCACACACUGCGUCACCCUAUACAUUAUCACACCACACCUUGUCACAUCAGACUGCCAUCAGCUCACUGUGCCCCAUCGCAAGAUUGAUAUCAACCAAUCACCAAUCAAGAAAAAACAUAAUAUGGUGCGACUCUACUACUUUUAAUGAAGUAGCACCG